AUGCCCAAGGUCCAAAAGCCCCGUGCUCCCCGUGCCCAGACUUCGACUGAACAGAAGCGUACUCGUGCUGCGCGAGUAGAACAGGAGGGUGUUGAAAUGGAUUUUCGGUGCAAACGCUGUGAAGAGAAGAAGCUUCGCUGCUUCGUGGAAACGUCUUCAGGGCGUUGUGCUGGGUGUAUCUCGGUUGGUGCUGAGUGUAGUUUGUUUGUUUCUGAGAAAGAGUGGGAAGAAGUCCAAGCUGAGUGUGAGCGUAAAGAGUUGGAGCUGGCCCAGGCUGAGGAGCGUCAAGCCCUAGCUGCGGCUGAGUCGUCUCGUUUGCGUCGUGAGCUUCUAGAGGUGAAGAAUAAGAAGCGUGGUUUCGCGCGUCGUGAUCUUGCGAUAAUUGCUGUCCAAGAUCGUGCGAAAGAGCAGGCCGAGGGGAGCUCAGCCCCUGGGGGUACGAGCCUUCCUGUUGUCGAACCAUCGCUAUCCGAAUCGUCGGCUGAUCUAGGCGGGUUACAGGCUGAUUUCUACGAUCCUUCUUUUGAUUAUUUGUCCCUAGACUUCUUCCUUUCCUACGAGAAUCCGGUUCUCGUUUCCGUGGAUGCUUCCGAUGGUACUCACGUCCUUGACUUCUUCGACUAUGUACUCGUCGUUUUCGAGUUCGAUGUCUUCUGCUAG
This is a messenger RNA of Exserohilum turcica Et28A, 660 nucleotides long. RefSeq lists its product as uncharacterized. Gene Ontology annotation, biological process: regulation of DNA-templated transcription. The transcript is spliced from 2 exons. Gene Ontology annotation, molecular function: zinc ion binding; DNA-binding transcription factor activity, RNA polymerase II-specific. The record is from RefSeq and is a predicted model, not a curated record. Lineage: Eukaryota; Fungi; Ascomycota; Dothideomycetes; Pleosporales; Pleosporaceae. Bases 1 to 660 code for a protein of 219 amino acids.